AUGGGGAAGCGGAAUGUUCUUAUGUUUGACCUAGGCAGUGGUACUUUUGAUGUCUCGAUUCUCACUGUUAAAAUUAGUGACAUCCAAGUCAAGGCUACAGCUGGCUUUGACUUCUCAGCAACUAUUACCCGACCCAAAUUCGAGGAGUUGAACAAAGAUUUAUUUGUCAAGUGCAUUGAGACAGUUGAAAAGUGUUUGAUGGAUGCAAAGAUGAAUAAGAAUGCUAUAGACGACGUUGUCAUGGUGGGAGGAUCAAGCAUGAUCCUUAAGGUUCAAGAAAUGUUACAAGACUUGUUAAAUGGGAACAAGCCAUGCAGAAACAUCGACCCGGAUGAAGAUUGCAUAUGGCGCGACAAUUCAAGUCGCAAUCUUGAUAAAGUGUUCGAAGGUGAGAGAACAAGAACAAGUGACAACAAUUUCUUAGGCGAAUUCAUUCUCAAGUGCAUUCAAAAAGCACCAAGGGGAGUUCCUCGGUUGGAGAUCAUCUUUGAUCUACAAGCCAAUGGCAUUUUGCAAGUAUCCAAGCGGGAUAUAAUCACCGGGAGCAAGACAAAAGCCGUGAUCAAGAGCCGGAGGUUGUCGAAAAACAAGAUCGACGUGAUGAUAAAAGAUGCUAAGAAGUUUAAGGCUGAGGACGAAGAGCACCGAAAGAAGAAUGCUGCAAUGCGGACCUUAUUGGGUUACCUCGAUCAAAUGAGGUAUGAGAUAAAUAACAACAAGUCUGAGAACAAAAAUGCAAAAGAAGCAGCAAUGAAGGUGCCAUUUGAAUGGUUGGAUGGAAAGAAAGAGCUUGUAGAGGUUCAUGAAUAUGAAGAGAAAAAGAAGGAACUGAUGCGGAUUUGGAAACCAGGUGCUGGGGUGAGUGAGGAAGUGCCUUUGGCAUUUCGGAAAUUAGCAGGGACAAGAAGCUCAAAGGAACACAAUAAAUAA
Molecule: messenger RNA, 930 nt
Organism: Oldenlandia corymbosa var. corymbosa
Lineage: Eukaryota; Viridiplantae; Streptophyta; Magnoliopsida; Gentianales; Rubiaceae
Source: the annotation of a GenBank genome assembly